Sphaerodactylus townsendi is the source of this 1856-nucleotide messenger RNA. It is a transcript of the gene EIF2AK2, whose product is annotated as eukaryotic translation initiation factor 2 alpha kinase 2. The record is from RefSeq and is a predicted model, not a curated record. Gene Ontology annotation, molecular function: protein kinase activity; double-stranded RNA binding; ATP binding. Lineage: Eukaryota; Metazoa; Chordata; Lepidosauria; Squamata; Sphaerodactylidae. Gene Ontology annotation, biological process: protein phosphorylation. The coding region runs from base 210 to 1460 and encodes 416 amino acids. The transcript has 13 exons.
GUAACAGGGGAAGCGCUUGCGGGGAAAAGAAACUGUUGCCGCGGAUUGUAGGAGUGCCGUGCAGCAGUGAAGAGGCGCGUGAGGCAGAUUAUUUGGGGGACAACCAAAUAAAUGCCCACUUCGUGAAGGUGGCAGGUGGUGCAGAACUUAAUGCUGGACUGGGCUUGGCCAAACCCUCAUGGACUUCGGAGGCAGAGGCACAGCACUAAAUGUUGGACUGGACUGAACCCAGCAUUCAGAUGUCUGUCACUUCCAAACCAAUGUGGACUGCAGUGGUCAGCAGGUGUACAAUAAUGGUGGACAAUCAGGCUGCGCUAAGGAAGUACACAGCCGACCUUAAUGAGUAUUGUCAGAAAAAACAAUUAAAAUACGACUAUAAAGAUGUUGAUGUCACAGGACCUCCUCAUGAUCGUAUCUUCACUGUAAUGGUUGUAAUAGAAGAGAAAGAAUAUCCCCCAGCAACUGGUAAAUCCAAGAGGGAGGCAAGAAAACGUGCAGCAAAAUUAACUUGGGAGACUAUACUCCAUGAAGAGGCACGUUCUGCUUCGGCCCCACUGCAGCAGCCGCAACCAUCUCUACCCCCAUCCUCGCCGCCAUCGCAAUUGCCACAACCUUCUUCAGAUGUGGUAUCUUCAUCUAUGAACUAUAUUGGCUUUCUCAAUGAAUAUGCGCUAAAGAAUAAAGUAUAUGUUCAGUAUCCUUUGAUGGAUAAAUCUGGAGAAGAACAUAAACCAAACUUUUCCUGUGCCUGUACAGUUGAUGGUGAAAUUUAUGGUGAAGGUACAGGCAAAAACAAGCAAACAGCAAAGAAUAAUGCAGCCAAGCAAGCUUAUGAAAAGUUGAUAGCCCAGUCAGCUUCUAAGACAGAACAAAGUGCUGCUUCUAUAAAUAGGUUUCUUCAUAAUUCUCAGGAAGCUUCAGAAGAGGCAUCUAUGAAUGGUAUGGAUUCUGACUUGGAAUGUAAAGGCAUAAAUGGCAAACCGGCUACUGAAAUUGGUGCUUCAUCUACUGAAACUGGUGCUUCAUCUGCUCUGGGAAGUCCUGCAGUUUCCGCUGUGAAAUCUAAAAGGAGAGAGACGCUGUUGGCACCCACGUUUUCAAAACUGCAUCAAAGGGAAAACAAGUAUACUACCAAUGAAAAGUUUCUUGACAAUUUUGUAGAUAUAGAAAAAAUUGGUAGUGGUGGAUUUGGCCGCGUUUUCAAGGCAAAGCAUAAAAUUGAUGAGAAACUGCGCGCUGUCAAGCGAGUGGAACUCAAUUUAGAAGAAGAAAUGGCAGAAGCAAAACGUGAAGUGAAAGCUUUAGCAGACCUUAAACAUGAUCACAUUGUUCGAUAUUAUGGUUGCUGGAUUGGGAAAGACAGCUUUAACUUAGAAGACAGCAUAGGUGGUAAAAGAGACCUCAUCAAAAAGAAAAAAAUAGGAAAACUAUAUGUUGCCAGAAUCGGCAGGACAAUCUGAGUACAACUGUGUACUUUUUGGCCUGAAAAGGCACUUAGGAAUGGAACCUGCAGAGCAGAAAUCCUGGGACAACCUUCAGCAAAUGGAGGCAGGGAGAAUCCCUUCAGUAGCGCACAAAAUGUUCGACACAAGCUGAGGAGGAAACUGAGAGCCAGGCCGGAAAAAUAAGAUACCUGCUGAGUUCUGCACAGCCAAGCAGGAGCCAUUUUGCAGAUGACUUGAGGGGGAAAAGUCCAUCUUUUAGCAUCUACUAAAUAAUAUGGCUUGGGCUGAAAUAAAAUGCCCUGAGGAUGAUUUGGAGAAAAAACUGUGUUGAGGUCCUUCCUAAGAUAACUUUUUUUUGUAUCCUCUAGACAUCUUAUUUGUGCUGUGCAGAAUGGGCCAAUGUUCUCUGAU